Hyalella azteca is the source of this 3814-nucleotide messenger RNA. It is a transcript of the gene trbd, whose product is annotated as ubiquitin thioesterase trabid. The transcript is spliced from 10 exons. The coding region runs from base 55 to 2895 and encodes 946 amino acids. Gene Ontology annotation, molecular function: cysteine-type deubiquitinase activity; K63-linked polyubiquitin modification-dependent protein binding. Gene Ontology annotation, biological process: protein K33-linked deubiquitination; cell migration; positive regulation of Wnt signaling pathway. Gene Ontology annotation, cellular component: cytoplasm; nucleus. The record is from RefSeq and is a predicted model, not a curated record. Lineage: Eukaryota; Metazoa; Arthropoda; Malacostraca; Amphipoda; Hyalellidae.
AGAUAAUAUUUUAGGAAAUUAGAGGUGCUUAAGGGUAAUUAGUCAUUUCCCACAAUGAGUGGAGGAGAUGGAGAAGAGAACCAGAAGUGGCCAUGCAAUUUGUGCACUUACCUCAACUACCAGAGUGCACAUCGCUGCACUAUGUGCGGCUCCUCUCGUCCUGUACAACAAAUCAUCCCAACUAACCAGAGCAGCUCGUUUGAUACUGACCCUCUUCCCUCUGCACCUUCUCCUCCUCCUAGGCCACAUGACUCAGGAGGAGAGAAGUGGGCAUGCACGCGUUGCACGUACCUCAACUACCCUCGAGCAAUCCGCUGCUCCCAGUGCUCUAGUCAGAAGAACAGCUGCAGUGUAAGCCCUACUGACAUCCGAGAUGAUGCCUUUGGUGCACACUCACCUCCUUCACAGCAAACGUCAAGAGCUACUAUGUCUCCACAGUCUUCUUCUCCUACGUUCAAAAUCAGUCUUGGAUCCCCUACUAAGGUCGUGCAUUCUCCCUCCCAUAAGGCUCGUCUGUCUCCUCCUCUCAAGUCACGGCAGUCUCCACCAUCUAAAUCGCGACAAUCGCCAUCUCUCAAAUCUCGCCAGUCACCUCCUCUAAAGCUCCAUCAAUCAUCUCCUAAAGGACGUCGGUCGCCCCCGAGACAAGGCUCUCCAAAACAGGGGCCCAAGACUCCCAAUUCUAAGUCAAGGGUCAAUCAUGAAACACAAACGAGUCCAAGUGGCAUUCCCUCGCCAGAGCAGCAGUGCACACUGCAACACAAAUGGUGCUGCCCCGCGUGCACUUACGAGAACUGGCCGAGAUCUGUUCGCUGUAUCAUGUGCACCACUCCAAAAACUGCUCUGUCUCGAGACCUUGAUGGCAGCAAACAUAACGUGCCCGUUCCUCCCAAUGGCAGUUAUGAGACUUCAAAGAGCAGGCUUGGCUGCUCAGGGACAACAUCCACCUCUGAAUCCCAGACGGACGCCGAGUUUGAGUCCACUGGUAAUAGUGCUGAAUCUCAGUGUAUAGAAAAUCACGAUUUAGGCAAUGAUGUAAAUACGCCAAACAGUAGAAAUCAAAAAUCUACCGAGGGCUCUCUUGCCCUCACUGAUAUCUCUAAAACUUGUGAGAGUAUAAAUAUCAUUAAUAAAAACCGCAGUGAGCUGGUGCUUGAAAAACAAUCUAAUAGACAGGAAUCUUCUAAGUCUUCCUCUGGGAAGCCGUCAUGUAUAAAUGAUGCUUCCGCCAUUAAAAGCAGCGACUACACCAUCACUACCACAGCUUCAUCACCCACUCAUACAGCUGGAUCUCACUCGUCGUCGGCUGGAAAUAAAAUAUUAUUUAGCACAGAUCCAAACAAUGGUUGUAGUUGCAUCACUUCUAAUGAGAAGGAUGCAUCAUUGUGUAAAGUUAAUGCGAAUGAGAUCUGUGUUGGAGCAUCUGCUGUAGCAGUCAGUGGUGACGCGGGCGUCCGAGGUAGAGCCAACGAAGGGGCCAUAGCACUAAAUAACUAUGAAACAGAACGGCUCUUGCGACAACUUCGACGGAGAUUACGAGAUGCAGAUUUGGCGUUUUUAAACGCUUGUCUGGCAGUGGUUGAAGGAAACUAUGAACCUGUUGAGCGAUACUUAUCUGCUGGAGGUGAUCCUAUGAGGAAACUUACUAGCACCGAUAUCAAGCUACUAGCACGCCCUUCUGCUUUUGACGAGGGACACACGCUGGUUCACUUAGCCAUCAGGUUUGGAAGAGAAGAUCUGCUCGAUACGAUCCUAUCUGGCAUCCAUGGUGGCGGUUGUGGAGCAAAAAGAGUGCCUUGUUUCGUGGCUCCUGAGUUGGCUACAGAUAUCCGACGCAGCAUCGCUGCCUCCCUGCGCCAGCGGAGAGAGGCUUUCCCUUGCUACUGCGUGUCUGAGUUUGUCACCUACUCCCUACCUCCUGAGAUCGAGCACCUUGGCAGCACUAGCGUGCAGGAUCGGCUGUGGGACGAGCUACUGGACCGAGACGUUCAGAAGCAGUUAGAGGAAGAUGCGCCCAUCAUCAACUGGUCACUGGAGCUCACAGAAAGACUUGGCUCCCGCCUCUACGCCCUCUGGAACAGGACGGCUGGGGACUGUCUGCUGGACUCUGUGUUACAAGCCACGUGGGGCGUGUUCGACCGAGACAACUGCUUGCGACACGCCCUCGCUGCCUCCAUCACGGACGCCUCGCAUCUCCUCUACCCGCGCUGGAAAGAGUACGAGAGGCUGCAAGCUCGCAUGCUCGAUUACGCUGUUCCUGAGAACCAGGUACUGGAGGAAUGGGCCGAGCUGGUGUGCCUUGCAUCGCAGCCUGGAGCAGCAUUAGACCAACUUCACAUUUUCGUCUUGGCGCAUAUUUUACGCAGGCCCAUAAUCGUGUACGGUGUCAAGUGCGUCAAAAGCUUCAGAGGCGAAGACUUGGGCUUCGCCAGAUUCGAAGGUGUUUACUUGCCUUUCUUGUGGGAUGCGAGUUUCUGCUGCAAGUCCCCUAUAGCCUUGGGCUAUACGCGCGGCCACUUUUGUGCUCUCGUGCCCAUCUGCCCUCAGUCCUUGCCAGCGUCUGCAGCUGGUGCCAUCUUGGACCCAGGAGAGUCUCAACUCGUGUUUCUUCCUCUGAUGAGUAGCGACGGCAAGCUUCUGCCCGUCCAUUUCCUUUCUCAAGCCGAGGUGGGAUGCGAGGCCGGGCUGUUAAGAGAGUGGCUGGAAGUAUGUCAGAGCGACACUGGGCUUCUCGUGGCACAGCAGAAACUUCACAAGAAGCCUCUUCCUGUGGCUCAGAUGACGGAGGAGUGGCUCAACUAUUAUCGCACCAUGGCGCAAAUGGAAGGCGCUCCCUUCGCUCGUCCAGUUACUACUCAAAACUACUCAAGUGACGGCGACUCGGAGGAAGAAUGACAACUGAGCUGUUCUUCCUUGCGCACUUCAAGGAGUCGGAGGGUGGAGUAAUGUAAACACAGAUCAAUUCACUCAUUUCCUGCGGGAAGUCCAUUUGGCUCUAUAUGGAUGAUUGUAUUACCAAAAUCUGCAUUCAUUUAGCCAUUGUUUGAAAUUAUUAUAGUAUUUUGGUAAAUGAAUGACAGGGAACAAAAAUACUAGAGAAUCUCAUACUAAGUUCUACCUCCUGAAAACAAAUAGAAACCGCCUGCCGCAAAUAGAGUUAACAUGGAGCCGUCGUGACGCUCAUCGUCAAGUGCUGUGUUAGCUUGAUGUUUUUCAGCUAUGUGCUUAAGAUGUCUUACGCGCUCAGAAUUGUCACUCGGCUCUUGUCUUGUCGACGAAUGUUUUGAUUCCAGCGUUUCACCAAUCCUGCCAAACUGUUCUUUGUGCUCAGCAUUAGUAAAAAAAAUUGAAUCAAAUAUCAUCUCUGUUCAGGAGAAUCCUGCUGAGCUUUGGCGCCAAGCUAGAAAUAGCCAGUUUCAAUAAAUGCCGCAUUCAAUCCUUCUGAAUAAAUGUCAAUCUCUUCCCGGAAGAAAAUUUGAUAAUGCCAAGUGGAAAAUAAUCUUUAUGGUUGUCGGAAUUUCGAAAUUAAUUAUUAUAUACCGUUUCGUGCGAGUACUACGUACAAUAUUUCUAGCAGUGUUUGCCUAUAGAGUACAAAUUUUUAACUCGCUUUCUUCACCGCCAAUCUGUAUCUUAUUUUCAAUACCUUCAUACAAAUCGCACUAUGCUUAAUUCGUGAGAAAAAUUCUUUUGUUAAUUCAUUUUUUUAUCAUCGCGAUUCUGGUCCAUGAAUCUGCCACCGUAAUAAGUAAUAAAGGUAGAAUCCAUUCGUAGUUAAUUCCCGUAAGUGUAGUUUGAUUUUAGUGUCAAUUUA